Molecule: messenger RNA, 1737 nt
Organism: Cladocopium goreaui
Lineage: Eukaryota; Dinophyceae; Suessiales; Symbiodiniaceae
Source: the annotation of a GenBank genome assembly
AUGUGGGUCUUCGGUGGUCGUGGCGGUGUAUCUGUGGGUUAUGAUGAAUUGUACUACCUGCACUUCAAGGCCGAGAGAUGGAGCAAGAUCGAGGCGGCCCAGGUCUCCAGCUUUGGUCGUUAUGGGCAUUCCGCUGUGGUGGACGAGUCUUUGCGCAUGUGGAUCUAUGGCUAUGGUGGCUUGAGCUAUGAAGGGGACUGGUACUACCUGGAGCUCAAGGCACGGCCAGACGACCUCAACAUCUUCGACUGCCAGCAGCACUUCAACCCUUUCAACCACCUGGAGUCUGUCAACCUCCACAACAUCCACAACAUCCACAGCAUCCCCAACGCCCACAACGUCCACGAUGUCCACAAUCUCCACAACGUCCACAGAUCCAAAGCGAAAGCGGUCCAAAGUGAUCCACGGUCCAAAGCGACCGGCGUCGCCAUGGGGAGUUGCCAUGGCCGUGCAGCUGCGAAAUGGUGGGAAGAGACCACUGCUCCACAUGUUCUCAGCAGCCCUUGGGUUCGCUUUCCUCUCGGCAGGGUACUGCGCGGAACUUUCAUGGUGGUCACCUUCGUGGUAUGGUUGGAUGCCACAUUUUUGAGAGGGGGAACAGUGUCGUACCUGGACCCUGAACUUAGUGACUCAACCAUCCUCCCCCUUGCGCUGAUCUUGGUGUGGUAUUUUUGGGUCGCAAGUCUGUGGUUCUUUUACACGUCAAGUUGGGAGAGCCUCAGCGGUUCGUUGCUGUUUGCCCUGGGAGCCACGAUCAGCACAUGGACCAUGGUCCAAGACUAUUGGGUGGCCAGCAGUUUAGGCAGCGUCUACGCCCUGGUGCUACUGUUGAAUUGUAGUGUACAUCCCCUGGCCCUCCUGCCAAACAACCUUUUCGGCGUUUUCUGGGUUAUUUUUAUGAGCACAGAAACUGAUCACUUCGAAUUCGAUCCAGUGUACUUUCCGUUGGAACUCUAUUCCCUGAGUUCUGCAUGGAUCUGCCUUGUGGCCUUCACAUGGGAUUUCACGCUUCGAGUGAAGACAUAUUUAGCUGUGAUGGAAGCGACGGAAUCAGCGGAGCAACGAACAGCCACAUCGGACAGGUCGGACAUAGCUGAUCCUUUCAGAAGGUCUUUGGGAGCCUGCUGCUUGGUGCUGGUGGCAGGGGUGAACAACUGGUUCUUUUGGGCUUGGGUGCUUUGGAUCAAAAAGCAGCAGGACUCAGAUGGAAGCUUUCACUACUGGAAGAAUCAUUUGCCAACAUGCACCAUGGCAGCACCCUUUCUUGGACUUGCGUGCAUUUCUUUGGUGCCUUUCUUGCGCAAAUCUUGCGCGGUCGACGUGGCAAUGGCAAUGUUUGGCUGUUUGCCCGCCACUAUGCUUUUACUUGACUGGGUUGUAGCUUUGCGAAGUGCUCACCCUCGCGACGAUCCCAUGUUUUAUUCUUUUGCUCGAAGUUUGUAUGGUUUUUGCGUUUCCCAGCAAUUGUAUUCUAUGCAGAUGCUUCUGAACUUUGGCACUCAUCCCUUCAUUUGUCUGCCUGUGACUUUGAUUUUUGUGGGCUUCAACCUCAUCCCUUCAACUUUCUGGAUGAACUCUGUGAUCGAAACCCGCCUCGGCACUCUUCUCUCUUGCCUUCAGAUGGUGAGUCAUGCCAUGAACUAUUUCCCGCGCAAAGCCGCUCUGGCCGCCGCAGCUCCACGCGAGCACGAGGAGCACAACACAGCUGUGAAUUCCAUGCAACUCGCGGAGCUGUAA